Messenger RNA from Bombyx mandarina (wild silkworm), 3286 nucleotides. RefSeq names its product JNK-interacting protein Aplip1 (gene Aplip1). The record is from RefSeq and is a predicted model, not a curated record. Gene Ontology annotation, molecular function: JUN kinase binding; MAP kinase scaffold activity. Gene Ontology annotation, cellular component: cytoplasm. Gene Ontology annotation, biological process: JNK cascade; regulation of JNK cascade. Lineage: Eukaryota; Metazoa; Arthropoda; Insecta; Lepidoptera; Bombycidae.
AUGCGACAUUCUCUCUGCUCAACAAUCAGGUGUAGCGACAUGGCCGAUAGCGAGUUUGAAGAAUUUCGACGAGUUUUUGAUAGACUACCGCAACACAUUAAGGCCCCAACGCCUUUUUACUCAUUAGUGCCAAAUGUUGGAUUCGAAGAUGAGUCACCUUCCUCGAAAAGUGAAGGUAGCCCCGAAGAAGACAGAGGAUGUGUAGGCGAAACCGAUGGUCGGUCAUCUAUUCCGGAAAAUCCGGAGUCUCCACCGCCACCGGCAGACGCAGCAGACACACAACGCAGUCCUCGUCACCAGACGUUUACAAAUGGCGAAAGGCGAAGGAGAAAACUCCCUGAGAUCCCGAAACAUAAAAAAUCAUCUAUUCUAGCAUGUGGCCAACCAGCAUCUCUAGCUGAUGAACUUGGGGCUCUAACCGGGAUGCUCGUAAGACCAGGAUGUCACAGCAGACCACUGCUCGUGCUAAAAUGUGGCUAUCUCCUCGACGAAGACUCCAGCCCAGAUUCGGAGAGACUGCAAAGCUUGGGAGAUGUCGACAGUGGACACAGCACCGCACAUUCCCCUAUCGACACGGGUCCAAAGAGUUUGUCGCCAAUACCCUUACAGCAAAACGUGUCGCCCUCGUCCAGUUGCAGUAUCAGUGGAAUGAAUUUUGCAGGAAAUAUGACCACAGUACCUCAUAGUCAACUAGAAAUGCUUGAAGCAACCCACAGAGGCCUACAUAAAUUUAACCCUAGGCAUCACGAUGAAAUCGAGGUGGAAAUAGGGGACCCUAUUUAUGUUCAAAAAGAAGCAGAAGAUCUAUGGUGCGAAGGUGUAAAUUUACGAACAGGACAGCAAGGAAUCUUUCCCUCCGCCUACGCAGUCGAUAUGGAUUACAACGACUUCGACCCAGCAAAUGCCAAAGUAAAAAGGGAACGAUAUUUAUUAGGGUAUAUGGGCUCCGUAGAAACUUUAGCCCAUAAAGGUACAGGUGUCGUUUGCCAAGCUGUAAAAAAGAUUGUCGGUGAAUGCAGCACUGAACCUACCAUUCAGCCUUGUAUUCUUGAAGUAUCUGAUCAGGGGCUUCGUAUGGUUGACCGUUCCAAGCCAGAGAGAAAUCGCAACGGACCCUGUAUCGAUUACUUUUACUCGCUGAAGAACGUAUCGUUUUGCGCUUUCCAUCCUCGAGAUCAUCGUUACCUGGGUUUCAUCACAAAACACCCGACCCUUCAACGAUUCGCUUGCCACGUAUUUCGAGGACAGGAGUCUACCAGGCCAGUCGCAGAAGCAGUCGGGAGAGCUUUUCAAAGAUUUUAUCAGAAGUUUAUCGAGACAGCGUACCCAAUUGAGGACAUCUACAUAGAAUAGGGAAUGAACGAUAAUAAUCAUCAGUAAUUUAUUGAAGCUUUUUUGUUGUAGUUAUAUCACGUCAGGCAUGUUUAGUGAAUGGUUAUUUUAUGAAUUAACAAAUGUCGCAAAUUUACGCUGACCCUAAUGAGUCAAUUGCUUAGUGAAAUGUAUUGUUCACUUGUAUUUAAAGGGUUUUUUCGGUGGUUAUUGCAUCUCUGGCUUUACUUCAAAGACUUCGAACUUCAAAGAAUGAAUGUAGUAUUUAUAUAAAAUAUAAUUUGAAAAUUAAGUUAUCUUCCUAAUGUACCGAUUUUACGAGAUUAAAUUGACAUAAAUUAACAGACCAUCCACUACAUGCCUGUCACAAAGUAUUUGAUAUUUUCAAAGUCGUUGCUAAGUCGCAAGCCGCCUUCCGAAACUAUUAACUUUAAUAUAUUAUAUUAAGAGAGAGAGAGACAGAAGUACAUGACUAUUUACAGCAACUCAUUUCAGUAUUUAUAUACAUACUGCAUCUACCUUUAAAUAAGAAUAACGUUAGAAAAACGCUGAUAUAUAUUUCCAUUCGUAGAUUCUUAACCUCCUAAUCUCUGGUUUCAAUUAGUAGUUGUUUUUUUUUUGGUUUCAAUAAUCAAAAUGUACCGAUUUUAUUUACAUAUUUACUCGUAGACUUUGUUAUUUCUGAAGGAUUUAAUUAAUCCUUAAAAUGUGUAUGUAGAAUUUACGUAAAGUAUCUCAAUUUGUAUUCAUUUCGACUAAUAAUAAUAAUACGAAACAUUAGAUGAAAUUAACACUGAAAAUGAACUCCACUUGGCUUAGGCCGUGGUUUUCAGUAUUUACCGGAAAUUCGUAAAAAAUCGAGAAUAAGCACUUUGUACAUAAUAAUAAUAAUAAAAUAAUUCAUAGUUUUUUUUUUUAUAUUUGUGGCAUUGUAGUCGUAAAUUUUCUCGAGAAAAUGGAUGCCGUAAAAAUAUCAUCUUUGAGACGAAUGCAAUACGUGUGUGCCGCACUAUCCAGUGCAUUCGAAUAUCAUUUUGAAUCUCGAACUCUGUGAUAUUGAAUCAGUUGAGUUUUGGUAUAGAUAUUAAAUUGAAUUGUGAAUAUUUUUUUAGACCCUAGAAUAUUUUUGAGUAUUUACAGUGUUUCGGAAAGUACGAGCCUGAUUAUUACACUGUGAAAUUGAUGGUAUUUUAGCGUGUUUUUAUGAUUGAAUUAGAUGAAAUCUCAACAGGAUCUCAUAAUAUAGUUCUAUAAUAUUUGUCUUAGAUUGUUUUCGCUUGAUAUUACAAUCGUUGCUUUUUCAUUUAAACCAAAAUUUCUUAAACUUAGUAGUUCGCUGGGAACGCUCGUGAAGUCGAAUCGUAAACAAUAAGUGGAUACAAGGCUUUAUCGAUUGUAAUUUAAUAAAAAUUUGUAGCAUUUUACAUUUAGAUUAUCUAUAUGAAAUUUUUGAGGCACCUUAGCAAUUUAUUUACUUAGAGUGUAUGAUCUAAAACCAGUUUGACUCACUGUAUGCGAUGUUAUCAAAUAUCCGUUGGCUUAAGAAUUAAGAUAAGGUUUAAAUAGUAAUCUUUAAUAAAUAUCAUAGUGAAGAGUAUUUAUUACGAAGGAAAGUUAAUAUUUUAUAUACCGCCAAAAAUAUAGAAAGCCCAUCAAGAAAAUCAUUGCGAUCAAAUCCAAUAAAUAUUUUUAGCUAAUUACUAUUCAUAACUGCUUAAUGUUAAUGUAUGUACUUGCAUUGUAGUGGUGACUACAUUACUUGUUUCCAAGUGAAACUUUAUUGAAAUCAACUAGUAAUCAUUUUUGCAGUAGAACCAAAUCAUUUUUGUAGUAGAACCAAAUCAUUUUUGUAGUAGAACCAAAUCAUUUUUGUAGUAGAACCAAAUCAUUUUUGUAGUAGAACCAAAUCAUUUUUGUAGUAGAACCAAAUCAUUUUUGUAGUAGAAGUCUCAUG